Messenger RNA from Protopolystoma xenopodis, 291 nucleotides. Lineage: Eukaryota; Metazoa; Platyhelminthes; Monogenea; Polystomatidea; Polystomatidae. The record is from the annotation of a GenBank genome assembly.
AUGGCAAAACUCACUGAUGAUGCCGACUAUGAUGCCGGCGAAACGUUUGAUAAUGCACUAAGUUUACUGUCUGAUGCUGGGAAUCCUGACAACUACUAUGGAAGACGACUUCGGACUAGGAUCCAAAACUGCGGUUUAAUGCGCAAUCCUCUUGUUUCGGUUCCUAUCAGAGUCACCUCUUGCUCCGCAGGAUCCUUCCAUUGUCUGCCUGUUUCAAUGAAUUCACCCCAUCGCUGCCACCGUAUCCGGUCUCCUCAAUGCGUUCUUCUACACUCUGUCUCAGGCUCUUGA